AUGCUGGAAUCCCUCAGAAUCCCCCAACCCGUGUACUGCGGCGAUCCCGCCACCGAUGGAUCUUUCGCCCAGUUUUCAAAGCUCAGAUAUUUGUCCCUGCGCUGCAACGGCCAUGCUACGUCUUGGAACAAAUUCGUGGUCUUGGGCAAAGAUGGCUUCCCAUCUCUCGAAAGCCUCGACUUGACGUUUGAGGUCAACCUGAUUCCAUCUCGACUGCGAGACAUUGCAUCAGCUCUUGCCUCAAGUCCUAUUUGUGAACUGACCCUGCAUCCACCUUACACUACCCAUCUGGAUCGUGCGCUCACAAGGGACAUCUUCCUUCCAUUUACCCGCUUUACUCGGAUGCAGAAAGUGCAUCUUCAUUGCGAAGGCGAGAUGAUCAUCGACGACUCCCAUAUUGCGACGCUGGCUACCGCGUGGCCGGACCUUCGUCAACUGACGGUGAGAGCAGACAACGAGCAGAAACGUCCAGCAUCGGGCGUCACUUUCAAAGGGCUUUGCACUUUAAUCCGCAACUGUCGUCAGCUGCACACUCUCUGUCUUCCCCUCAACCUAGACAAGGACGCACUGAAGGACGUCUCUGGGUCUGAGCUCCCGCGCAACUACCUCGUCACGCGUGUGGACAUCUGGGAUUCGGACCUUGCGGACACAGAUCACGUCGCGCGUUGCUUCUCGCAGAUGUUUCCGCGGCUCGAAAGAAUCGUUUGCAUUGAUAAUCGUUGCGACAACAAGGCGUGGGCUACGGUCGAGAAGCUAGUGCGACUCGUCACAUUGCGAUGAGGGUGAUGGAAGAUAGGCAUGGCAGGUGGACUUCGUUAGGUUUGGUACGUCUAUCUGUCGAGCCGCCAAGGCUUGCAAGGAAGACUGCGAUCUGAGUAAGUGGUGGUGCAGAAGGGUGGCGCGUGUCCGAUGGUGUCCGAUGCCGCAGGAUGUGACUGGGGGAGAACGUGGCCGAUGACGAGGAUCAUAUAACGUGCACAGAAACUCCGAUCAGAUCUCCGUCCCACGUACGUAUGUUCUGCCCCUGUUCUUUCUCCCGAAGGAGUCCGCAGCGCGCUUCAGUUUGUAAAGCAAGUCACGGGCUCCCGUCGACCACUGAAGUACUGACUGAUGGUCGUCCGCGCUCGGAACACUUCUCCGCGGCUUGACGUUGUCGAGUACUCUCGGCAUGCGUGCUGCAUACGACUGCC
This is a messenger RNA of Coniophora puteana RWD-64-598 SS2, 1190 nucleotides long. RefSeq lists its product as uncharacterized. The transcript is spliced from 2 exons. The record is from RefSeq and is a predicted model, not a curated record. Lineage: Eukaryota; Fungi; Basidiomycota; Agaricomycetes; Boletales; Coniophoraceae. The coding region runs from base 1 to 780 and encodes 259 amino acids.